Labrus mixtus (cuckoo wrasse) is the source of this 646-nucleotide messenger RNA. RefSeq names its product sialate O-acetylesterase-like. Lineage: Eukaryota; Metazoa; Chordata; Actinopteri; Labriformes; Labridae. The record is from RefSeq and is a predicted model, not a curated record. Gene Ontology annotation, molecular function: sialate O-acetylesterase activity. Gene Ontology annotation, biological process: carbohydrate metabolic process. Bases 161 to 601 code for a protein of 146 amino acids. The transcript has 4 exons.
ACAAAUAUCACAAGUUUGCUUUACAGGUAUCUGGAGGGUCACCAUUGACCCUGUUGAAGCUGGUGGUCCCUACACUGUGAUAGUAGCCACUGAGAAUAGCACAGCCACUCUGACUGAUGUGCUGUUUGGAGAUGUUUGGCUGUGUGGAGGGCAGAGCAACAUGUACUUUAAUAUGUCGCAGAUUUUCAAUGCAUCCGAGGAGCUGGCCAUUGCAGCAAAGUUCCCCCAUGUGAGAACUUUUAUGGCAGGAUUGAGACCGAGUAAAACGGAGCUCACUGAUUUGACUAAAGUGGAACUUCCCUGGGCCGUGCCUACAGAAGAAUCUGUGGCACCUUUCUCUGCAGUGUGCUGGCUCUUUGGUCGUUACAUGUACAAGUACCUGAAUUACCCAAUAGGACUGGUUGAGUCCUGUUGGGCAGGCACAACUGUUGAGGUCUGGUCAUCUUCAAGAGCACUGAAACAUUGUGGACUGGAGGAACCUGAAGAUGGUCCUAAAGGAAAUUCUUUGUUGUGGAAUGCAAUGAUUCAUCCACUGCUUAACAUGACCAUUAAAGGAGCCAUCUGGUACCAAGGUAAGACUACCUGCUCAGGCAGUAGAUGAUCAGUAGAGACACAUGUACGAUCCAUCUUAAAGGCCUUUUCUUAC